Messenger RNA from Westerdykella ornata, 1374 nucleotides. RefSeq lists its product as uncharacterized. The coding region runs from base 189 to 1253 and encodes 354 amino acids. The record is from RefSeq and is a predicted model, not a curated record. The transcript has 2 exons. Lineage: Eukaryota; Fungi; Ascomycota; Dothideomycetes; Pleosporales; Sporormiaceae.
ACCAACCUUAGCUGGAAGAAUAUUUAAGGCCACAUGAUUCCGCGACAGUUUCGUGUUUGUGUCCAAGUCUAUCGCCUCCCUCUCUGCCCAUCGCCUUCGUUGCCAUCAUUGCCAUCAUUGCCCUCAUUGCCAUCAUUGCCAUCAUUGCCAUCAUUGCCAUCAUUGCCAUCAUUGCCCGCGUCCGACAAAUGAUCUCCUCGACCCCCUCGGCCGCCAGUGCCACUGCCACAGAAGCAAACUCUUCUUCACCUGCGACUGCAACUGCAGCUGCAACUGCGCGCUAUCCCAAAAGAAAGCGAGCUGAAGUCAACUAUCGACUGUUGGAGGACGAAUCCGACACGUCUGGCUAUACAUCAACCGACUCCGGUGACAGCGAACGACUUCCUGCAAAGCGGCCUCGGAUCCCGCAGCCCCGCCCUACAAAGCCACUUCCAAGGCGGAAGAUAUUUCCUUUCCUGUUGUUGCCCGCUGAACUGCGGAAUAGAAUAUAUCGAUUGUGUCUCCCAGCCCCUGCAGCCGUCCCACCAGACGUGGCUGAGUCGGAUGACGCGCAGCCGGGCAUUUUUCUGGCCUACAAAUUGAAAAGGUAUCGCCGGACACUUGAGUACAUACCAUCUUAUGUGCGCGACGUUGAAGAGCACUGUCACUAUGGAUACCAAUACCAUACCGAUAAGAAUAACCAUGACGAGGAAAGACCGCCUCAUUUAGCCUUCCACGUCCUGGGCGUUUGCAAACAGAUACACGACGAGGCUGCUCCAAUGUUCUACGGACAGCGUCUCAUAUUUACCGAUCCCGACGCCCUGUUCUCGUUCGCCGCAUGCCUUUCGCCUCGCACCGCCAAGCUUCUCCGUCAUAUCGAGAUCCGAAGUUGGGGCAUGAGUCGGUCACGAAAGUCACGCGGCUACAUGGCCAUGGCCAUGCUUGCGGCAAAGGGCGUCACUGAGCUUGAGACACUGUACAUCAACUGCAAUAUGGGAUACUUUCGGAUCAAUCCCUGGAACAACCGCAACUUGGUCAUUCCCAUCCCAACGCGAAUCGCAAGGAAAGUCUAUCGUGACUGCCAUCUAUGGCUUGAAGCGGUGGGUGCCGCCAACGCUGAUCCGUUUAGAGCGGUUGGCAUCUUGAAAAUAAGCAUGGGCAUGUUUGCCCACAUGGCUCGAGAAUCGUCAGAUGACUUGAACGGCUUUGAAGAGCAGGCAAUGAAGGCGUAUAGGAAAGAGUUGAGGCGGCUCCUUGGGGGGAUCCCCAACUGACGGCAGGACAAGAAAUCAAGAAUCCAGACACAACGCAACAAGACGUUAAAUUGCGGAAAAAGCCCCUCCCAAAAGAAAUCAUCGGGUGCGCAAUGCAGAAUCAUCGGCUGCUGGCUCCAGA